AUGAACAGCUACCAAUUCGUCCCUGAACCGCACGCUCGUAGCACUCGGCAACAACAGGGGAUACGGUCGAACAAGCGCACCAACUGCAAGAGCUACACGCUUCGAGCCCUCGCCACGCAUGUUCGUCACGAGAUCCCUCUCCACGUGAGUGUAUCAACAGCUACAAGGCAAGAGGACCACGUGGCGUACAACUGCACGGUCUCGAGCGUGACGACCCGAACGAGGUGGAGGGUCUCGUACCGCUAUUCCGAGUUCCUCGCUCUCCGUAAAAAGGUGGAGGAUUCGUGGACGUGCAAGGCCAAGGACUGCUGCGGGUCGUGUCAGGCUAUUCGUAACGCCACGGCAGCUUUUUUUCCAAAGAGACGCCCAGCAAUGAUCUCGAAGUGGUCUCAAGCGAUCAAACAUCGUCGAGCGAAGCUCGAAAACGUGCUGGUGCAUUUGCUUCGAUGUGUCCUGCUGCCAGGUAGUGCAAUGAAGUGCGCUCAUGCGCGUCAGAAACUACCGCCUCAUGUGUUCAAGUUUCUUGGUGUCAAGCGUGACGCGGAUAAGCGCUCACUGCUGCAUGUGUUUGUAGACAGUUUCCAGUCAGGUAUCAAGAACUUGGCGGUUGUCACGGACGUCUCCAUGCUGGAGCAUCAACAUCCGAUGAAGAGAAGGUCAACUUCCUCUCACUUGUCGUCUCUACUUCCAAGAAUGUCUAUCGGAGCUGAUCCGACAAUUGCAGCCCAGUGCGCCAUUUGUCUUGACGCUGUGAGCUCGAGUACUUCUACUGAAGUCGAUGCUAGCAGUAGCGACAGUCCGAUCGCCUUGCAGUGCGAACACACCUUCCACCGCACGUGCAUUUUUGAAUGGCUGCUGUUCCAGUAUGACUGCCCAGUGUGUCGAGCUCAGGUGGGGUUUUCUGCUGUGACCAACUACUGCCGUCCGAAGAAUCAAGUCCAAUGGUGGCUCAGCGACUUUAAGGAGAACCCGCUGACUUCAACAGCCCUGUAA
Molecule: messenger RNA, 993 nt
Organism: Peronospora matthiolae
Lineage: Eukaryota; Oomycota; Peronosporomycetes; Peronosporales; Peronosporaceae
Source: the annotation of a GenBank genome assembly